UUGGCUGGCAGUGGGAGAAGAUGAAAGGAGAUGGAUUUUGGUCAACAUUCCGCACAUUUUGUCAUUGCUGAAACAUUUGAUCCCAAUACAGUUUUCUGUUCUCAAGACUAAACUCUGUUAUGAACAGAGUGCACCUAGUUCUGUAGACUUUAUCUUUUGCAAAAGUUGUAAAAUAUUGCGUUGUUUAGAAGGAGUGCAAAGGCGAAUUGAGUUAUUGCACACGCGUACUCCACAGAGUAGGCGUUCACUAACGGAAAUAUGUAGAUACACUAGAACGAGCCAAUAGAAACUCGCUAACUCGUGCUUGGCUCUGUCCAUCUCUUUGAUUGUUCUGCUCACUAUGACUAAUUUGUUCCCUUGGAAAAGAUGGGCUGUGGUCUAUCUGGGUAUAGUUACACAAAUAUUUGAUGUAACGAUAGCACAGUGCCUUUGAGGGCACGAAAGUGGUUACAGAUGAACAGGAUUUAACGCGUUUUCUUAUGAUAAAGUUGGUCCCUGGUCGCCACCGGUAGGACACUUGCGGUACCAUAGUGGCUCCAGUAGUGAAGCUGGCGGGGAUCUCCGCAGCAAUGGGAAUGACCUCGUUUCAAGUUUAUGCCAUGAGUGAGGACAAAACAGAAACCGUGCGGCUCUCCCCUAGAGAGUUGUCCAUCUAUGCUCCAGACCCUACAGCAACACACUACAUGGAUGAGCAGCCUGGAGAUCUGCAUAGUGGGCUGGGUGUGGUCCGAGUGGGGCUGCGGCCAUAUGUUAGAGCCGUUAAGAAUGCUAAUAGCUCUGUCAAGGUUGGAGCUGUAACAGUCUAUACUGCUGGACUCGAUACAUAUGAGUUCCUGAGUGACCCUCCUCCUGGUUUCUUCCCGAGGGUCAGUGUGAUCACAGUCUCUGGGUUAGCUGGUCUGAUCCUGGCAAGGAAAGGGCCACAUCUGAUGAUGUUGGGGGUUCCUCUGGGUAUGGUCACUGUUGGGAUGGCUGUGUGCUACUCCACUCAGACAGUGACUGUUGUAAAGAUGACUGGGCAGAAGAUGUAUGCAGCCAACCAGUACACCACCUCAUAUGUGGCAUCAACCUUUAAAUCAAAGCCCAAAGAAGUAACACUCCCAACUAAGCAGCAAGCCCCACCAACUCCUAUCCCUGAGACAGAAAUACCUGAGGCAAAGCCCCUCCCUGAAGCUGGAUCAUCUGAACCAGUCAUGCCUGCUGUUGACGAACCUGGCUCUGCUCCAGUCCCCAUAGAGGAGGGUGUUCCAUCCGAGGCUGAACCUGCCCCUCAGCCCACCACAGAGGUGGCCCCUGCAGAGGGUUAUAUUGACACUGAGCCUGCUGCAGCUGAGGUAGUGGUGUUGCAAGAGUCUGUUGAGACGGCCCUUGUGCCUUCCGUUGAGACGGCCCCUGUCGAAGGGGCCUGCCCCUGCACCUCCUGCUGAAGAGAUUUCUCCACCUGCCCCUGUUGAGGUUGCUGCCCCACCUACAGCUUGAAGAGACGGCAUCUACACCUGUUGAGGAGGCUGCUCCUCCAGCUCCAGCAGAGGAGCCAUCUAGGAUUGUAAUAGUAACUGCUGGGAAACCCAAAUUUGCACCCGACCCCAAGCUAGUUGACCUGGGCCAGGUCAGCCCUGAGGAUGAAGACCUGUACAACAUGCGUGGAUGAAGAACGACAGGAUGAAAAGGAGAAGAGGAGCUUGCAGUUUACAAAGACACCCACAGAGAGCAGGGUGCAGGCCAUCAUCUGCAUCCACCACAACACAAGGUUUACUUCCCAGCACUUACACGGGGUGUACAAAACAUUAAGAACACCCUUUGCCUUCAGAACAGCCUCAAUUUGUGGAGUCCACAAAUUAUGUUACUAACCAGACUGGACCAUUACACUAAAUAUAUAUAUAUAUAUAUUUUUACUUGGGUCACGGCUAUGCUGUCACUUUUUUUGUCAGCCACAUUCACGUGGUGAAUGCCUGUUAUUAGUCCGGUCAGUCUAUGCAAAUAUUUUCCAUGUGGCAUUUCGUAAACGAGUGAGCCGUUUUAACACAUAUCCAUGUUUUUAUAGCAUUUGUAAGACUUUAUAGAACUACUGAGUUGAACCUUUUUGUAAAACCCCAAUGUUUAUGUAUUUGUGCAGCUCUUGCACAAGUUACACUCACAAAUAAGCCCACAGAGGAACCUGGAAGUCAUGUUACAUUAUGAACUGGCCAGUUUGAUAUGAGUGUUUGGAUCAUUGGAAUAAUGUCCUUGUACUUGAUGUCAGUUAGUAUUUUCAAAAGGAAAUGUUUCAAACAUAUUUUGUAUUUUAAUAGAACUGUCAACAUAUUGAAACUUUUUUUAAUAUAUAUAUUAGGCUAUUUUACAGUACAGCCAAGAGGACAUAUUUUACAUGUUUUAUCACUCCCUCUUUUCUUUUUUUAUAAAUGAAAAUCACUUCACGAAUCGACUGCCUUCAAUUUGAAACCACCCCAGCCCUGAUCUUCAUAAUGAUAAUCAUGUUUCAGAUGUGUGUUCUUUGGUGCAAUAGAAUUGCCAAAUAGGGAAUAAAGGCAUUUUCCUUCA
This is a messenger RNA of Oncorhynchus tshawytscha (Chinook salmon), 2541 nucleotides long. Its product is annotated as MICOS complex subunit MIC27. The record is from RefSeq and is a predicted model, not a curated record. NCBI's taxonomy places the organism in Eukaryota, Metazoa, Chordata, Actinopteri, Salmoniformes, Salmonidae. The transcript has 10 exons. Gene Ontology annotation, cellular component: MICOS complex. Bases 570 to 1427 code for a protein of 285 amino acids. Gene Ontology annotation, biological process: cristae formation.